AUGGGGCCCGACCUGGGCUGGGCUGCGCUGGUGCUGCUCUUCGCCGCCUCGCUGCUCACCGUGGCGGCCUGGCUGCUCCAGUACUGGCGGUCCACGGCCCUGCGAGCACUACGGCGUCGCGGAGCGGCGGGGGAGGAGGCCGGGGCCCGGGCGCUGCUCGCGGCCCUUCUCGCCCUGAGGUCCCUACGGGAGCAGUGGCAGCGAACUUGGGUGCGAGCUCUCAACAGCCAGGCGCGCCGGCACGGGAGUUCAGUGCAGAUCACAUUUGAAGAGGGUCCUCAGUUACCACAAGCUGCCAAUAUAAGUUGUGUGACAUGCAAGGGACUGUCAGACCACAGCAUGGUGCUGUGGUGCCAUCUGUCAGCUGAAGCUGUGAAAUUCCCUGUCUCUGUUACUCAGCAGUCCCCAGUUGCUGUUUCUGUGGACACGUAUCAUGUCACUUUGGCUGUGCUGCAGGCUCAGGUGGAGAUCCACUUGGAGGAGAUACAGAAUGAGGGUCUCCUGGUGUCAUGGACAUUCAAAGACAGACCAGACUUGGACCUUUUUGUUCUUCCACGACUUGGGCUUCCUGAGAAGGAUGAAGGGAGAGCAGAUUUGUCCACUAUAAAGGAUCUGGUCGAGGAUACCAUUGUCAGCACGAAGCCAGCCAUGAUGGUGAAUUUGGUGGCCUGUACCGCUGUAGCCAGUGCGAUACCCAGCAAUAAGUUGACUCGAGAGUCCCCGUCCAGAGUAGCAGCAGCCCCUCUGGUUUCUAAGCUGUUGCUCCGGAAUCUUCGAGUGCUGAACUUGGGCUGCCAGGGAAAGGGAGGAGUUGGGGAGAUACGCUGUGUGGCAGAGCUAGACAGCCCCCCGCAGCAGAAGUGGACGAGGCCAGUGAUAGGUGGCAGUGUCGGUGCUGCCGGAGAGAUGGAGUGGAAUGAUGAGUUCUUUCUGGAGUUGGGACCUAGAAGCAAAGAACUGAAACUACAGGUGCUGAGGAGCAGCGAUGGAGGGGGAAAUGUGCUGCUGGCAUAUGCCACACUUUUGAUAGAUUCUUUGGACAAGCAGCCAUCUGGGAGACAGGUCUGCUCACUGGCCCCGGGAGCUGGACAGUCACUGACAGCUGAAGCUACCAUUGCAUUGGAGCUGCUGUACCAGGAGUCUCCUGCAUCUCUGAAUGCUCCACAUGCUACAUCUCUGAGAACCAGCAUCACCCCCACUAAGAAGGUGGAGAUGGACCGGACCAUCAUGCCUGACGGCACCAUUGUGACUACUGUCACCACAAUUCAGUCCCGGCCCAAGGCAGACUGCAAACUGGAUUCACCAUCGAGGUCGCCUUCCAAAGUGGAAGUGACUGAAAAGACAACAGUGCUUUUGGAGACUGGCCGCCCUCACGGCCACUUGCCCAGCAGUAGCCGGGAUAGCCGUUUGCCCAAUGGCUUGGAUCCGGUGGCUGAGACGGCAAUCAGGCAGCUAACUGAGACGAAUAACAAGACCACCAAGAAGACACCAACGAAACGUAGUACACUGAUCAUCUCAGGAGUGUCCAAGGUACCUAUUGCUCAAGACGAAAUGGCACUUUCUCUGGGUUAUGCUGCAUCCCUGGAGGCCACAGCGUAUGGGGACUCUGAGGCAGACAGCACAGCUGACCAGAUGCAUGAUUUUACUGAAUUGUCACAGCCACUGGAAGCGUUGCCAUCGGGUCAAAGGGACAGUCAGGAGCUGGAUGAGACAACGCGAUCAGAUGUCUCUGAAAGACCAUCUGUGGAAGAUGUUGAGUCUGAAACUGGCUCCACAGGAGCCCUUGAGACAAGGAGCUUGAAAGAUCACAAAGUUAGCUUUCUUCGGAGCGGUACCAAGCUCAUCUUCCGGAGAAGGAGCAAGCAGAAGGAAGCAGGCCUGAGCCAGUCACACGAUGACUUGUCCAAUGUCACUGCCAACUCCACCACCAGAAAGAAAACUGGUAGCUUCUCUCACCGCCUCAUCAAACGCUUCUCCUUCAAGUCUAAAUCCAAACCCAAAGGUGGUGACAACACAUCAGCUGGUGAAAACUGAAGGAGGGAGAAGCCCAUUGGAAAGAUUUCUCAGAGAUUGUUUUCUAGUCUCUUGUCUUCCCACUCCAUGGUAUCUGUGACUUGCAGUCCAGUUCUUUCCAACCUUGGCUGAGGGAAGACACCCCAGUGCUUUAUGCCGUUUGGGGAGCGGAGGUGGCAAACCCGGGACUUAGGUUGUUUGGCUGCCUUGGCUUAGCCUUCUCUGCUUGUUGCACCCUACUGUGCUCUCCCAGAAAAUCCAGGUGGCAUGCUAAUCCCCCUGGGGGUUCCAGGAACUGUAGAAAUGACUCCGUGUGUGUCAUCAGGUGCCUCAUGGAAACGGGGGGCAGGUCUCUCAAGUGGCAACCUUCAGAGUUAAAAUCAAGAAACUACUGGGUUAGCUACAGGGCCAAGAAGUGUGAGAUGUAGCCUCAUUCAGGUCUUCUAGUGACAGAGAAUGAUGCAGUCACUGAUGAUCUAAACACUGCUAUUGCUUGUGCUCGGUGCAGAGGCUGUAACUUGAGGUGUGCUGCGGGGUGAUGUGUUCCUGAGCUGUGAGCUCUCAGAAGACAGCUGUCAGCUGUCAGAGUUGUGGUCCUCCAUCUGGCUCUGCCAUUGGAACAGUGUCUGGUUCAGACAGCUCUGAGGAACCCCUGUUUUCUGUGCUCUGUUGGUGAAGGAAGAAGUCUCUAAGAAGAAGGAAGUUUUAACUACUGUAUAAGUUUUCAUAGAAGCCUGAGCCUUCGCAAGAAUGCCUGGUCAGUGCUGUUGGUUCUGCCACCCUGUGCAGCCACCCCGUGACACAACGCUCCUUCCACAUCUGUGUUCUUGAACAGGGAAGGGCAUGUACUGAAUGCACACACCAGCUAUUGUAUGAGCAGAUCCCUUAGUCUUGGGGGUUAUUGGGGAUGUUGCCAAAGGGCUGCCAGGCUGUCUUCCAGACCUGCCGAGUGUCCAGUCUCGUGCUGUCAUGGCUCUCAUGCCAAGGACUGGCACCAUGCUGGGGAUGGAUGGCAAGGAAUGUAGUGAAGGGCAGUCUAAUGGGGAGCCUGAAGGGGCUUGCACAUGGCAGAAAGAGGCAAGAGUUUACAUAUUGUCACUGAUGGGUUUCCUUUAGUAGAGGGAAUCUUUCUGGAUUGUAUUUGGUAUUUCCUUUCUUCUCGCAAACACGGUCCCCUCUGUUCAAACAGAGGACAUUUCUGCAGCAGGUACUUGCAGAGAUGGAGAAGUGUGCAGGGGAAAAUAAAAUCCCUGUGCAGGAGGAGACUGUCCUUCUAGAGAAACAGUUGUCCGGUCUCCUGGCCCAUACACAUUUUAUCUAUAAUAUUCCCAGAAGUUUCCUUCAGAUAGCACAUAACAAUGCUCUUUGGAGAUACACUCAUGUCCUGUCAACAUGCCUGGUUUGAGAGACACCUCCUGCUAUCCUGUGGGUUGUUGAGCUAAGGAGGUAGGACAGAGGGGAGGAAAAACCUCAUGGAAGAGCUAUUUCCCAGGCCUGACUGGAUUCUCUAGUUCUGCUCUUCCAUCAGAGUAUCUCCUGUGGUAGUGUCUGCUGCCCUUCCUUGUACAGGAUGCUGCCAACUGAAAAAGCAGUUCUCUUGAUGGCGCAGGUUAAAUGUGUUUCUUGAAAGGACAAACCCUGACUUGCUGAUACUGCUGCCGUGUGCCAUUUCCAAGGACCAGAACGUGUUUGGUGUGCUGCAGCAAAAGGAUUUACGGGUGGCUGUUUCUUGCGAAUUUGUACAGGUGGGGAAGGCCAGAGUUUCCAAGGGUUGUAACUGAAAGUGCCUGUGUGUGCUAGCAGGAGGGACUCCUGGCUGUUUUUCCUGCUGAUUCCUCACAUGAUUGGGCAUGUAUGAAUCUGAAAAAUCGUAUUGGUUCAGCUGGCUGACCAGGAAUCUCUACAUCUGUUUUGGUCUGUGAGUCUUUGUUGUUCUCAAACUCUGUCAUAUCUUUUAUCCUUUGUUUCUUUGUUCCUUGUCCGCAUAGCACUGUGGCUUUGUUUGCACUUCCAUGCACUAUGGAUGCCAGAGAACUCGCUGUUUCUCACUGAGAAUGAUUUUCCUUGAUGUCAGUGACUGGUUUGCACUCCAGUGCCAUUAGAACUUGGUCAUCUGUAGCUUGCCUAUAGCAAUCCAGCCACCGAUUUCACAUCAUCUUCUUUUGCUGGGUUGGUGCCGUGUGGUGCUGUCACAUGCGGUCUGACGCACCCUUGUUCUCAAAGUCUCGGAGUUUGGUUUUUGGAUUUUAUUUAUUCAUUAGGACACCAUCUCAAGGUACUAAACCAUGAAGAUUUGAAUCCAGACAGCACCACUUCUCUGGCAGGAGACUGUGAAGCCUUGCACUAGAAAUGCUGGUUUGAGCAGAAGAUCCUAUGGCAUUUCAGUUGUAGGUUAGUCAAGGACCUACCAUGAGUCUCAUUUGCUAGUCCUGUGUUCUUUUCUUUAAACUGUAAGAGCUUGAGCUGUCUUGGUGUGGAGCGGCUGGAGGUGAACACCGUUCACCGUUCUUCGGAAUCGGGGAUCUGAGGCUCAUGUACACAAAGGAGGACUGUGAGGGCUUGCCAACGUUGUCCUUGUCACUGUAGACUGGAGGCAGAAAAGGCAAGGUUUCUGUCUGACAAACACAUACCUAGAUUCUUGACCAGCAUAUUUUGGUCCGGCUUGUAGGAGGAGGUGAUAGGAAAGGGAGUUAAACAGAAGCUCAAGCUACUCCUUGCCUUGGGGACUCUUUCUAGCUAUGUUAAAUGGGCAGUUCCUGUCAUACAUCUGUGGCUUUCCUGUUUUGUUCCUGGUUUGUUGGCUCCAGGCUAUGCCUGCCAGUGACUUGCAGAGAUACAGUUUUUGAUUUUGAACUUGAUGUGGCGGAAGACAUCUGGACUGUGUUUGGCCAAGCGAAUGGUACAUGGGAAGCAUGCCGGUAGGGGCAUAUCUUCCCUUGAAUUUUUAGCAGUGUUUUUUUACCAUUGGCAGUAAAUUGUGCUGCAAAUCAGUAUCUGGUUAAACGGCUUGCAAAGGAAAGGGAUGUUGUCAAGUGCUGGCAGAGCACAUCUUCAAAUAUUAGGACCUACAUCUACUUGUGUUUCCUAGAAGAGAUGUAUUUUCUGACAUUUUGUUGCUUCUCAAAGUUGUACAGCAUAGGAAUGCUAUUGUAACCUUUUGUCUUCUUUUGAAUGUUCUCUGUAAGUCCAGACUGGUUUUCAUGGUGUUUGUCAAAAGUACUGUUUGAGGAACAGAGGGGAUAGCAGGGUAUGGGUCUGCUGUGUCCAAUGGAAAUUUUUUGGUUCUGAUACUCUCCUCAUUAAACGUGUUGAUCUUUCCUCUUCUUAUCUGAGCAAGGCUUUCUUUCUGGCCCACAAAGAUGUUUUCAUCCCCCGGAGAGUAGGUGCCGUUUUUUUUUAAUCCUGACUUUAAGAGCACGGGUUCCUGGUUCCUCAAAGGCUUGAAUGGUAAUGAAUUCACCUCGUGGUGGAGGUGUGGUUAUUGGUGUGAGAAACAAUUUGUCUAUUCUGAUUUUCUCAGAUGGAAAGAGAAGGUCACACAGGGUUCUCCAGAAGCUGCAAAGAUGAAGUCCCCAGGAAUCUCCCCCCACAGAAUGGCUGCUUUAAGAAACCUCUUUUGUAUUUAAUGUAUUCUGUGUUUCUGGCUUUAGGACAGAAGAAAUGCUAUUUGAAAUCUACUUUCCCUGUUAAACUUCUUCCAGAUACCUGUGCCCUUGCCUUGGUGCUGCUGUGGGCUCUGUGGCAUUUCAUAAUGCUUGAGACCACAGAGUAACCCCAUGAAUGGCACAGGCCACCAUCAAAAUUUUUAAGCUCGAAUGAUCUGCAGUUGGCAGAUUGUUGUCUCAGGGUAGGCUCGCUUUUUGCACCUUGUGAAAUUGGUCCUUGACCAAAUAUAUGGUGGAAAAGGAACAGCAGAGCAGUGGGCUUGAAUGCGUGGAGGCUUCAACCUGCAUAUGAGGGCCUGCUUUCCAGAUGCUGUGUUUUCCUACUGGCUGCACAAGCAGAACACUUGACUUGUACAUGAAGCCAAAGCAGGCAUUUUGUUGAGAUUAUUUUGGGUUUUUGUUUGUUUUGGUUUGCUUGGAGGGUUUUUUGGUUUAUAAGGGGUUUCUUGUUUGUUUGUGGGUUUUGUUUGUUAGUUUCCUAUUUUGGCUGAACAGAUUUACUAGAAUUUACCUGUGUAUUUUCACUUCUCUGAAGAAAAUAGAUUUACGUUAGCUGAAAGCUGUAACUAUGCUUGUAAGUAUAUUUCAGUCUAGAUAAAUCUUCUCCCUAUGCUUAGGGGCAAGGCUGUUUAGGAGUGUCAUCAUCCACAAAGCCCUCGGUGUUGGCCCACGAGAGAUAUCCUCUUGAGUCAGUGGAAAGCAGACACAGGAAAAAAUGAAGGGAACCUCAAAACCUCAGUGUUCUGAGGGUGCCAUAGGAUUUAACAUGAUGGAUGUCUGAGGCCAGAGGAAUUGGGUGCAUGGAUGUGUAUUUGCACGUGCUUAUAAUUAGAGCAUACUCUAAUUAUAGAGUAUGUGGUGCAAAGUGACUGAGGACGACAAUGCCGAUAGAUGGGACAGGAGAGUGGCCUUACCAGCUUCUGUGGCAUUCAUACCCAUUUAUUGCACAGACUUAUGCAGGAGCAGACCUGAGCAAGCAAGUCCAAUUCCUGCCCCUGCAAGCACCCUCAUGCAGCUUAUGCAGUUGAGGGUGGGGUUUUAGGCAGCUUGACUGAAAUGGGGAAGAGCAAGGGGAGACUACUUACCUGGAGAGCAAGUUCAGUGAAGGGGAAUGUAAUGAAAGCUUCUUCCAACCACAGGCAAGUGCUAUAUUUAGAUUAGAACUGGGCGUCUGGCAAAUGUUCUUGUUAAAGCAAUGAUGUAGUUUCUCUUGGGACAUUGUUUGCUAAACCUACAGAGAAGUAAUUUCUGAGUAGCCGUGGAGAUGCUUGAGUGUUUGGAGCGUUGUAGUUUGUGGUCUUUUGGCGUUGUUCUCUCCAUCCCAACUCCCCUAGUGCAAGGUCACGGUGAGUCUCAGGGUAGAGUAACAGUCCCAGCAUUGGUCAAACUUCUGGCAAAGGUGUGCUUGUGAUCUCACAGCUCCUUCUACAGGCAUGACUGCUUCACAUCACCUUUCCUUGCUUUGUAAGGUACUGGACCAAAUACCCACACGGAAUUUGAAUUAACACCCUUCCUUGUGUGUGCUCUCUUGUACUUUGAUGCGUUCUGUCUGGGUGGAUUAUUUUGACCCCACAUUGUUCAGGUGGGAAAGAAUUGGAACUGUGUAGCUAAUAAUGAAAAUAAAACUACAUAUGACUAAAUGAAGUUCUUGCACCUUUGUAAAUCUCAAAGAAGAAUUCUAUUGCUGUGUAAUGGCUGAAUCUGUUAACUUAUUAAACCACAUGAAAAUCAAAA
Molecule: messenger RNA, 7412 nt
Organism: Agelaius phoeniceus (red-winged blackbird)
Lineage: Eukaryota; Metazoa; Chordata; Aves; Passeriformes; Icteridae
Gene: C2CD2L
Product: C2CD2 like
Biological process (GO): positive regulation of insulin secretion involved in cellular response to glucose stimulus
Cellular component (GO): cytoplasmic side of apical plasma membrane
Molecular function (GO): phosphatidylinositol transfer activity; phosphatidylinositol binding
Source: RefSeq, a predicted model, not a curated record